Molecule: messenger RNA, 597 nt
Organism: Triticum turgidum subsp. durum (durum wheat)
Lineage: Eukaryota; Viridiplantae; Streptophyta; Magnoliopsida; Poales; Poaceae
Source: the annotation of a GenBank genome assembly
AUGGCCGGUGAGGAAGAGGUGCAGGUGGUAGAGUCCUGCUUCGUAACGCCGGCUGCGGACACGCCGAGGAAAACACUAUGGCUCUCGGCACUCGACCUCAUGCUAGCCAACAAAGGCUACACCCCGCUUGUUCAUUUCUACCGUCGAUGUCCCGGCACCGAAACCACCGACUUCUUCAACGGGACCAAGUUGAAGACAGCGCUAGGCAUGGCCCUUGUGGGCUUCUACCAUGGCCAGCCACCUCAGGGUGGACGCCGACGGCAGGUUAGAGAUCGGUUGCAACAGCAAGGGCAUGCUUUCCUCCUGGCUCGUUCCCAACUCACCAUCGACGACUUUAGCAAUUUGAAGCCAUCACCAAGGCUGAGGAGGUUGUUUGUUCCCCAAAUACUCCCAGCUGAGGUGUGUGCCACCCAGGUGACAUUUUUCAAGUGCGGUGGGGUGGCCUUUGGGACGGCAGUGCACCAUGGCACCAUGGAUGGCAUUUCCGCGUUCCACUUCUUCCAGACAUGGUCAACUUUCUCGAGGGAUGGCGACCGGGCAGUGGUGAAGUUCCCCUACCAUGACCGCACCCACUUGUGUGCAGGUGUUAGGAGCUAG